Molecule: messenger RNA, 3080 nt
Organism: Tribolium madens (black flour beetle)
Lineage: Eukaryota; Metazoa; Arthropoda; Insecta; Coleoptera; Tenebrionidae
Product: lysosomal alpha-mannosidase-like
Exons: 11
Coding region: 23-3031 (1002 amino acids)
Biological process (GO): mannose metabolic process
Cellular component (GO): lysosome
Molecular function (GO): carbohydrate binding; alpha-mannosidase activity
Source: RefSeq, a predicted model, not a curated record
UUUGUCAAAUGCUGUGUUAAUAAUGUUUGCUAUUUUUUUAAAAAUUGGCCUGUUUUUGAAUCUCUCUUUGGUGCUAUGUAAACCAUCCAAAACACUUUCUGAUGCAAUUACUGCAACUUGUCAAGCUUGUCAUUCUAUAAAUUAUGAGAAAAUUAAUAUUCACUUGGUUCCACAUUCGCACGAUGACGUAGGGUGGCUUAAAACCGUCGAACAAUACUAUUACGGCUCCAAAAAAAAUAUUCAAUACGCUGGAGUGCAGUAUAUUAUCAGUUCGUCACUUCAAGCUUUAAAAGGCCAUCCUCACCGUCGUUACAUUCAAGUCGAGUCCGCUUUCUUCUGGAAAUGGUGGCAAAACCAAGAAGAAGCUCUAAGGCAAGAAGUGAUCGAAUUGGUCAACAAUGGCCAAUUGGAAAUAGUCAACGGAGCUUGGUCGAUGAACGACGAAGCAGCUUCGAAUUAUCAAUCAAUCAUCGAUCAGUUUACUUGGGGUUUUAGGUUUUUGAAUGACAAUUUAGGCAAAUGUGCCCGUCCAAAAGUGGGUUGGCAGAUCGACCCGUUUGGGCAUAGUAGAGAGCAUGCCUCAAUUUUAACCCAGUUGGGCUUCCAAGGUUUAGUUAUCGGACGAUUAGACUACAGGGAUAAAAAUAAAAGGAAAGAGGAGAAAAAUUUAGACUUUGUGUGGCAAAGCAGUGUUAAUUUGAAUAACUCUGAGAUUUUUACAACAAUGUUUCCCGAUUUUUACGUCAGUAUUAGAGGUUACUGUUUUGAUAUACUCUGCAAUGAUGAAUCAAUUAACGAUAAUGAAAAAAGCCUAGAAUUUAAUUUGAAAGAAAAAGUUGACGGGUUUGCCUCUAAAAUGGAUCAGUUUAAAGAAUACUACAAAACAAAAAAUAUUCUACUACCCAUGGGCGGUGAUUUUAAUUAUCAAGCAGCAGAAAUCAAUUUUUCAAAUAUAGAUAAACUUAUCAAAGGGUUUCAGGGCCACGAGAGGUACAACGUCUUUUAUUCAACUCCUUCUUGUUACAUAGCAGCUGUCAAUGAAGAAGUUAAAAGAAAAGGUAUUACAUUGCAAAAGAAAACUGAUGAUUUUUUUCCAUACGCAUCGGAAAAACACGCUUUUUGGACGGGAUAUUUCACAUCAAGACCUACUUCAAAGAGAUUUGAAAGAGUCGGAAAUAAUAUUCUUCAAGCAACCAAACAAUUAACCGCUUUCUCUAGAAUUAAAGGAAAGGAUAAGUCAGACUCAAUUGAUAAUUUACGUGAUGUUAUGGGCAUAAUGCAACAUCAUGAUGCUAUAACUGGUACUGAAAAAGAAGCGGUUGCUAAAGAUUACGCUAGAUUGCUUACUAGUGCUAUAAGAGACGCUGAAGCACCCGUCGGAAUGAUCAUUGGAGACCUUCUUAAGAAGAAUCCUGCUAGUGAAGUUGAUUUAAAAUUAUCGACUUGUUUGUUGGCAAAUGUGAGUAUUUGUGAAACUUCAAAAAAAGACAAGUUUGUAGUAACGGUUUAUAAUCCCUUAUCACGGGUUGUAAAUCACUAUGUACGAUUGCCCGUUGAUGGUACUAAUUAUAAAAUUACUGGACCUGACGGUGAAGAAGAAUAUGACAUUUUUGAAAGCAUUUCUUCUUUUGAAUAUAUCUCUGAAAAAACAAAGCCAAGUUCCAAAGAACUUGUUUUUGCAGCUAGAAAACUACCUCCACUAGGACUAAAAUUAUAUUAUGUUGAAAAAUUGGAAGGAGAAUUUACUCAAUUACGUGGUUUUGACGAUAUCAAAGACGACACGUAUGGGUCCGAGUAUGAUGCUUUUACAAUUGAUCACACCUCCGGAAUGCUUUCUUCUGUUACAAUACGAGGACUAACUUUGAAUAUUACUCAAGAAUUUUUUUAUUAUUCUGGUGCCGGUGUUCGUGGAUACAGAGCUUCUGGUGCUUAUAUUUUCCGACCAGAAGAAAUACAACCUAAACAUAUUAAAUCAAACAAAAUCGGUGUUAAAGCCGCUAAAGGAAAGCUUGUGGAUGAAGUUUUACAAACUUACAAUUCAGAAAUUACACAAAUUAUUCGUGUUUAUAAAGGCGGUGAAGGUUACAUUGAAUUUGACUGGUUAGUAGGUGACCUGCAAACAGGUGGAACUGGAAAAGAAGUUAUCACGCGUUUUGAGGUACAAAAUUUUACCAAUAGUGGAAUAUUUUUUACUGAUUCAAACGGAAGAGAACAAAUCAAGAGAGAAUUAAAUAAAAGAAGCGAUUAUGAAUAUGACUUCAACGAUGAACCAGUGUCUAGUAAUUAUUAUCCAGUUACAUCAAAAAUUGUCAUCAAAGACUUGGAGAAUGAUUUGGAGGUUGCAGUUUUGAAUGACAGAGCUCAGGGUGGUACUAGUUUGAAAGAUGGUGUUAUUGAAUUGAUGGUACAUCGAAAACUGGUUCACGACGAUGGGUUUGGCGUUGGUGAAGCGUUAAGAGAAGUUGAAUAUGGUCGCGGAUUGUAUGCAAGAGGGCAACAUUAUCUGGUCUUUGGUUCUGCAGAAAACAAUGUUGAAAGUGGUAAAUCAACGGCUGCUUAUGAACGUGAUUUGGCACACCAGAAAUUGCUCGCACCUUGGGUUCUAGUUGCUAAUGCCUCAAGUGAAGAAAUGAAUUCGUUGGAAAAAACACAAGAAUUAGUCAAUUUUAAGUUUGAAGGCCUUACUAAGUUACUUCCCGAAAAUGUUAAAAUAUUGACUUUGGAGCCAUGGCAAGACAAUACAUAUAUUUUAAGGUUGGAGCACACUUUGGAAAAAGAUGAAGAUGCUGUUUUGUCACAAAGAGUUGUUGUUGAUAUAGAAAAUCUUUUCUGGGCGUUUUCUAUUUCUGAAAUUGGCGAGACAACGCUAGGGGCUAAUCAGUGGUUGGAUGACUACGAAAAAGAAGAGAAAUUAAUAUGGAAUGACAAUUUACCAACCCCUUGGACGAAAUUAAAUCCAAGUGAUCCUCUGAAAAUCGAACUAAAUCCCAUGCAAAUAAGAACUUUUAUUAUAAAAGUCGAUACAAAAUAAUAUUUUACUAAUUUUAUUGAUAACUUUAUGUGUAAUAAAUUUAGUGUAC